AUGGACGAAGUUCUAUCAAAUAUUUUGAGCAAUUUUUCGUCUAUUUUUAAGGAAGGAGAAAAUUCAAUCCCUCCUGGUAGCCCAUCAUUGAGAAAGCUUACAGUGACUUUCCUCGCUUCAGAAUGGAGAUCAAGCAGAGAUGGUCUCUCGGACAUAAAAAGGGAACUGGCGGAGAACAUGGCGAAAGAUCCCAAGGUUCAGGUAAUUUUUUUUGUACCAAAAUGCGAUGAUGAAGACAAGGAAGAAGCUAAAAUUCAAGGCGUCCAACUUGUUGAGGCUGGAAACAAUCCAGUUUGUGAUGGACUGACUUGCCUUAAUUUUCUACCAGUAAAUUCCCCAAUUGACGUGGUCGUGGGACAUGGCAUUGAGCUCGCGGGUCCAGCACAAUUCAUAAAGUGGCUCCACAAGUGUAAAUGGGUCCAGAUUGUCCAUGAAGCCCAUGAAGAAAUAGGAGUGUUUAAGGAGUGCUCAAAUCCAAUAACGAAUGCACAGAAAAAGCAUGAAUUAGAAGUUAAACUUUGUAAAGAGUCGGAUUUUGUCGUAACAAUUGGACCCAAGCUAACUGAAACUUUUCGACGAUCUUGUGAGAAAGAUGAAUGUUUCUUUGAGUUCACUCCUGGAAUUCUGGCCGAGUUUUCUGGUCUGAAACAAGAUCUCAAGGAAAGGAAAAUAUUUAGAGUUCUGUGCUUUGUGUGCGGUGAUCCAGAGGACUUUAAACUUAAAGGAUUAGACAUUGUAGCAGGUGCUGUUGCUAAAUUGAAUGAUUGUCACCUCGUAUUUGUCAGUUUAGUGGAUGAUAAAUUAAAAUUUAAGCUAGAAGAUACAAAACAACGUCUCCUCGAAUGUGGUUUACCUCAUUACCAGUUAAGGUUGCGAGGCCUUUUGGAUUGCCGGAGAAGUUUAGAAAAGGAGCUUCUUGAAGCAGAUCUUGCGGUUAUGCCUUCGAGGGUAGAAGGCUUUGGUGUAAUCGGUCUUCAAGCCUUGUCAGCUGGUCUACCCAUCCUUGUUGGUCGAAACUCGGGAUUGGGAGAAGCUUUGAUGAAAGUUAAAUUUGGCUCGUUUUUUGUUGUUGAUUCAGAGGAUCCUGAAGUAUGGGCCAAAGCAAUUAAGAAUGCCUGCCACAAAGAUAGGACCAUGAGGCUGCAGGAAUGUGAAAUGUUGCGUGAGCUUUACAAAGAGGUGUAUAGCUGGGAGGAGCAAAUUGAAUCUCUUAUCAACAAAUUCAACAAAUUGAUCAUCAACUCCCCUUCAGAGGUGUCUGGUUGUUCACCCUCAGAGCAUCAUACCCUGAUAAUUUCAGUGGGUCCCAAGCAGCGUAAGAGAAAGAGAAAGAGACAGCGAAAAGGAUCUCAAGCGAAAAUGGAUCUCAAGCGAGCUAAGGGAAAGCAAAAAGGUGAAGCACAGAAAGAAGAAGAAUUAAGACAGAAUUUAAUGCGUGAGAUGGCUAAACGUUUUAUCGAUGAAUGUAAUGAUGAAAUCGCGUCGGAACCCUUUUUUCAGGGCCUUAAAUACUACCUAGAACGAGAGCUCAAUUUAAGAAUAGAACAAGCCGUUGAAGGAAGUUUGAGAAUAAAAGUCGAAUGCAGGACACUGGAAAUCCUCGAACGACUUUGGGAAGAUUAUACCUCCGGUCACCUCAAUGCAGAAGCAGAAAAACGACUUUUGACAGAUGAGAUAAAGAGGACAUAUGAUGUGGAAACCAUAAAACUGGAAACGAUCAUUUUGAGAGAAGAUUACUUUGCUUGCAAACUUUCAUUCGCAGGAAACAUAAAAGUUUCAUUUACUGAUGCCAAAAAAUCAAGGAUCCCGCUUACUGGUGAAAUGGUUCCAACCAGCAAUGACAUAAAAAAUGGCAUCCAUGCUUCCGAUAAAGAUCUUACACUCUUUAGCGAUGAAAAGGUCACUGCGGUCGUCACUGCCGAUACUAAAAGUGAAACUACAGAAAGAACUCAGAAAUUUCCAUUGGUGUUGACGAAAGGACAGAUUGAGGAAACAGUUUCUGCAUCGCCGAUGCCCAGUCCGCGAGAUAUAGAUGCAAGGAGAAAAAUUUUCGAUGACACCGUAGGAGUAAUUUCCACGGAGACAGCUCUGUUACGAGAACAACCGUCGUUUUGUGAAACUUCAGCUUCUGUGAAGUCACCUGUAGAUGACCUAGCCCUAAUCGGAGAGCUAAGAAAUAGAACUGUUACUCAAAGGAUAGCAACACGUUGUCAAGCACAUAUAGGAAACUGCUGGAGAACACUUGGAGUAUUUUUUGAAAUUGACGAGAGUGUACUUAACAACAUAGAGACUGAUUUCCCAACAGCUGAGGAAAAGGGAUUUAAAGUUCUAGAAAUAUGGAGGGAUAAGGAAGGGCGCAGUGCAACAGUGAGAUGUCUCGAAGAUGCCCUUCUUGAAAUAGGCAAGAGAAGAAUUGCAGAAAAUAUACUAGAUAUUGUUCGAGAAGAAAGAGGAAGGGAAAGCAAACAAAAAGGCGACAGGUCAAAAGAGGACGAGCCAAAUAGAGUGGCAAGACUCGAAAAUGUCAGAAAGAAGAAUCAGCCAAAACUCAAAACUAGAGGAGGCUUUAGGAAGUUGGAGAAUGAGUCUGAAAGAGUAAAAAGACUCGAAAACGUUAGAAGGGAUAAUGUGGAAAAUCGCAAACCUGCAGCAGGAGAACCUUCCAAGACACCGCUAAAAAAGAAAAGGAGCAAGUCAUCUGGUGCAACAAAAAAGAAAGCUGAUAUAGUUAAAGAGGCUGACAUAAAUUACUGAAAAAAUCAUACCGGUGAUAGAAAAUUCCUUAAGAGCGUCCUGAACAGGAAAUUCCCCAGCGGCGUCAUCAUAACUUUGCUAUGCUCUAUGUUAUCAACUCCGGCCUUUUUCAACAGCCGACGCGUAGAAACCAAAGGCUAGGAUGGAGAAGACUAACUAUGACUGGGGUGGAAUGUGGAGCAGAGUUCAAAACCGCAACCAGCUGCUCUCCAAAGCGAUUGAGAAUGGACUGUUGAUGACUAAAAUUUCGCCAGCAGCCGACUGAUUUCUAAUCUUGUUGUACGACUUUGGGCCAAUUUACCCCUCAAUAAUCGAAAGGUCCAUCAUAUUUUCGUUGCGUUCAUGUACACAAGUAAACAGUACGGCAAUUGGUAUAAAUAUGUGAAGCGACAACAUCUUAAGUCAGUGAUUUAUGUACCUGUCGGGGCGUAGGUUUUUCCUGAGCCAUUCGCGAUUACUGCUAAUUGCAAGCCUCCACGGUCACAUCUCACAAGGCUCUAACUUGCGUAACCCACGAGAUACUCUGACGUGACACUUUGUCACAUGACUCAUGACGUAACCCUACGUAGAACUGUCAAAGGUUAUUAGACUCCAUUAGACACCCGUACUAAGGGGGCCCGCACCGCUACUAAUAACAUAAUUAUUUAGCACACUAAAAUAACGUGUAAGCGAGCCAGUACUUUAUAACGUAGAUGUUUAUUAGUAGUCCAACAUUUCGAUACUUAGUAGAGAGAACUAAUAUUUUUCCACUCCAACUUGCUUGUAUCACAUUGAACGAAGAAUUAUUUGGCUGAUAUAUUUAAAAUGCUCCUUGUUUCUCCAGCUUAUAAAAGCGUAUGCUAAUGUCUUUAUGCCCGUUGUUUAGUGCACUGCUAAUUUAAUCAACUAACUAUUGCAUUCAACACAUGACUUUGCCCUCUCGCAGUUUUUUUUUUAUUCAUAAUAAUAUUUCUUUCUUCGAUUUUCAUGAGCUUUCUCGUGGUCAGGAAUUGUCUACUUUUCAGCUCAAAAUUACUCUGAAAGGGAAGAAAAUCAAACAAGAAAUUGUGUUCGGGCCACUUUCACUCUGAAAUCCAUACUCGGGGACACACUAUGGUAGGAACUGAACUGCCCGCUGAAAAGAUUCUGCGCACAUUUCCGUGCCAUAUGAAGGCUGUUACUUGCAUAUUCUAUUAAUAAUAUCAUGGCAAACCGCUGUCUAGGACAAUAAAAACAGAUUCACAUACCGAAGAAAUUUUCUGCAUUCCUUCUCUAACCACAAUUCAAUUAGGCAGGUCAAUACAGGGCGACGUGGGAAACUGUUGGAAGGACCUUGGAGUAGUUCAUAAAAUACCAGAAAGCGAACCUCACAAUAUAGGGAAAAACUUAUAAACAUGCUAAAGGAAAAGGACUUGCUGUACU
This is a messenger RNA of Stylophora pistillata, 4155 nucleotides long. RefSeq lists its product as uncharacterized. Gene Ontology annotation, biological process: signal transduction. Lineage: Eukaryota; Metazoa; Cnidaria; Anthozoa; Scleractinia; Pocilloporidae. The record is from RefSeq and is a predicted model, not a curated record. Gene Ontology annotation, molecular function: protein binding.